AUGUCGGAGAACUUACAAGUCAAAUGUGUAGGCCAGGGAGGAUAUGGAGUGGUUAUGCUACUAAAAUCGUAUCAUCCCCAUUCCGGGCAACCAGUUGGCACUUUUGGAUAUAUGGCACCCGAAGUGUUAAAUAAAUUAGUUGUCGAUGAAGAGAAUGAACAUAAGUGUGACGUUUUUGGAGCAGGAAUCGUCCUUUUGGAGCUCAUCGAAAGGAAACCUUUGCCUCAAAUCGACACCCCACUGAGAGUACACCACGACUUCAAGGAGUUGGUCCAACUUGUUGAAAAUUGCACGACGGUUGACUAUAAAAUCCGAGCUGCUCCAAGUGAAGCUCUAAAAAUUGUGAACUUGCUUAAAAAGAAAACCAUUGACUUUGAGUCGGUGCCCGAGCGACGAAUAGCUCAAAAGCUUCUCGUCAAACCCAUUGGACUAAAUGGAACACAUGAAGAAGCAUUGGUUUACGACUACAGUAACAGUUCUCUUGAUCAUAUUCCAACAAUAACUUUCGAUUUCAAAAGUGAUGAGAAAGCGGAAGCAAAGAUUGAAAACUGUCCCGGAGAAAAGGCUGUGAAUUCACUGCUGGCUUCACAACAGCAGAACCAAUUAGCGGAAUGGUUGCAAAAGCUAGAAGUUGAUAAUGCUUGCUUUGGUUUUGCGUUCUUUGUUAUGCGAGAAUGUCAACGAUCAAAUCUCACAAAUCAAGACAUUUCGAAGCUCAUAGAGAUGGCGAUCAAAAAUAUUGAAGAGCUAGAGAAAAUCUUCUCCCGUCGCCUAUAUUUUACUGUCUUUUACGUGGAAAGUUCAAGACUUGAGUGGUUUGAUACAGAACCUUAUUAUCAUAUCUACAUGAGAAGAGAUCUUACUCAUUUCGUGGACAAUGAGACAAUAAAGGAUUCAAACGGGAAUCCCAUGUAUAAGAUUCCAAUUGAUAUCGAAGCGGUGAGAAGAUCACUCUACGAUCACCGUGAAAUUUUACGGCGAUUCAUGCAUCGGCCCCGCACCGAACAUGUCUCAAUGCAUUACCUUCUUGACACACUUGAGGAUCAAGCUAAGGAGCAAAUUCCGAUUGAUCAACUUUUCCGAUGCUCAUAUAAUGGAAAUAAAGAAGAAGAUGAAGAUAACAAUUUCUUGAUUUUGCAUCCGAGAACAUUGACUUCUUGCACAGUUGUGACACAUGAUUUGUUGAUUGAAAGAGUGAAUUAUACGCCUUAUUCGUUGAUCUAUUUGAAGGGUUACGUGAACGUGCAUUUCUCGGAACUCAAAGCUUUACUUGAGUCAAUGAUCUCUUUGUUCGACUUUGAACAUUACUCACACGAAAUCGAUGAGGUAAACACGGCAGAAAUGAGAGAAGAAUUCGAAGAGCUGAGGGGAUUUCAAAACUACAAAUCCACAAUGAAAGAGGUGAUAAAGAAAUUUUGGGAUAACAUGGACCUCAAAUUAGCUCCAUCAAUGCAAGAACUCGAAGCAAUUGAGGUUAUUGUCCCAGAGAUUUCUUUGUUUCCUGCUGAAUACUUG
Messenger RNA from Mesorhabditis belari, 1515 nucleotides. The record is from the annotation of a GenBank genome assembly. Lineage: Eukaryota; Metazoa; Nematoda; Chromadorea; Rhabditida; Rhabditidae.